This is a messenger RNA of Pochonia chlamydosporia 170, 2532 nucleotides long. RefSeq names its product aminotransferase, classes I and II family protein. NCBI's taxonomy places the organism in Eukaryota, Fungi, Ascomycota, Sordariomycetes, Hypocreales, Clavicipitaceae. Gene Ontology annotation, molecular function: pyridoxal phosphate binding. The record is from RefSeq and is a predicted model, not a curated record. The transcript has 5 exons. The coding region runs from base 1 to 2532 and encodes 843 amino acids. Gene Ontology annotation, biological process: biosynthetic process.
AUGACGCCCCCAAUAUCUCAUGAGUCGUCCAUUACGCUCUUGUCUCCUGUUUCACACAAGAAUGCAGUACGAAGAGGGUCGAUUACCCUCUCGGCAGCGGCUACCCGCAAGAAGACGGAGCCAAAAGAGCCCUCACACUUCGAUUUUGUUCAAACCAAAGAACCAAAGGUUAGCUAUGUUGAAGCCUUGAGGUUCUUCUGGUGGGCUAUAGUUGUGAUGAUAUCACAGCUAUUCAAUGAUAUUAGAGAGGGACGUAAUGGUUUUGCAACCAUAUUUACUGCGGAUUUGAUCUCCCACUUUUUCUUUAUUCCUGUUGGCAGAAUGACACCUCGCCUGGUCAUCAAGGGUCCGCAUGAGCAUUUACAUGUUCGAGUGAUCCCAAAGUCUACCACCCGCCAGUAUGAAGAACUCAAACACAUUGAUACGUUCCCUGAGAAGGAAAUGAUCAAUUGCGUGAGCAACAACUACGGAGGCUUUUCGAAGCUUGAAGAUGAUGCCGCUGAUCUCAUUGAUCACACAAUCUCAACAUUACCAUUCACUGAUGGUCCUGAAGAACUGGAAAUUACUUUGAGAAAAGAGUGUACCGCAUACAUGGGCUUUGAUCUCUGCGAACUAGCACCAUCUGGUUUCAGCAGCAACGUAUUGGCCUUCCAAACUGUCAACAAUCUCGCUCAAGCAAGUGGCAAGACUUGCAUCUUCCUGUGCGACCGUGACUGUCAUAACUCAAUGUUCACAGGGGCUUAUACCAACAAGAAUGCCGUCACGCAUAAAUUCGACCACAAUGACAUUACAGAUUUGGAGUUCAAGCUGCGGACUUUGAAGCAAAAGGACCCAGAGGCGUUUGUGUGCGUUGCUGUUGAAGGCUUAUACAGUAUGGAGGGUACAACGGCGCCGAUACCUGCAAUUUUGGCACUGAAAAAGUUGUACGGCUUCAAACUGCUGGUUGAUGAAGCACAUUCCUUCAUGUCUCUUGGAUCCACGGGCCGUGGAUCGUUCAACCACUGGCAAGAUUUGGGAUAUGACUGUCCCCUCAAAGAGGCUGAUGUCAUGACCUGCAUGUUUUCCAAGUCGGUCGGUUGUACUGGUGGUAUGGUAUUAGCAAACGGUGCUUUCGCCACGCAGUUGGCAAUCGAGGGCCGUAAUAUGGCUAUUCAAGGCUCCGAGAAUUUGUCAACAGCCGUCAUCGUUCGUGUGCUGAGUCUCAUGCGUAAACCGCAGCUCAUUCGGCGACGUAUGGCGACUCUGCGUUCCAAGGCUACCUACGCUGCUCACAUGCUGUCGAAGGCAGGUUGCAAAGUGUUGUCCUCUCCUGGAAGUCCUAUCGUCUGCUUUCCAGUUGGAACCGUUCGACAAGUCGCCGUCCUGCAUGAUGAGGCUUUCCAAAAGGGAGUAGCAUUGGUUGGAGGUGUCCCUCCUGCUACGCCUCUAUGGGGCUGUCGAAUUAGAAUGGCCAUCUUUGCGACUAUCGAGUGGGCAGAUUUGCGCUCGGCGCUUACUACUACGAUUGACAUUUGUGUCAAACACAAAGUACCGGGUGUCAAGAAGAUUUUCAUUGACCCAUACUCUCUGCCUAAAGAAAUGUUGCCAAGUGAUGCAGAAAUCACAAAUAGCAGGGCUGUUGACGGGGAACUCUUCGAACUCGUUGACACUCUUGCUCAAAGUGAUAAGAAACAGCUACAAGCAACGGCUAUUGGAUCCCAUCCCAAGAUUCUUGCCGCUGGAACAUCAGCAUUGAGGAAUUAUGGAAUUGGCCCUUGCUCCGCACGCUGGUACUAUGGCUCGUUCGACGUCUUUGUGCGGCUUGAGCAACGCUUAGCCAGUCUGUACCCAUCACUCAUCCAACACUCCGGCAGGUGUAGAGCCAUGGUGUGCGGCGAUGCAGAAGUGACAAUCGGAUCCUCUUUUGCAGCUCGAGCCAUUCCCCCGAGGACUAAACACAUUGAUAAUUUGGUUUGCCUAGCCUCUUCAGCACCGCACUUUGUUCACAAAGCUGUGAGCAUGGCCAAGGAAUCAACAGCUCGGCGCGUUGUUCACUUCAACGCUGUUCGAGAUGUACCUGAGCUGCUGGCACAAGAGUAUGAGAGAACCAAGCGGUCCAUAUAUCUCACGAUAUAUCUGGAAGUCGCAGAUCAAGCCACAGGUCUGCCUCUCGACUUGAUACCCUUGUUGCGUGCCAUUGCUCGCUUACCCACGGCGCAACUCGCAGGCGCUUGUAUAUUCUUGGAUGACCGCAACGGUUUGGGCAAGCUAGGGCCAAAGAAGCUUGGAUAUUUGAACUACAUGGAAGAGAAACACGGUGACGACUUUAUUAUCAAAGCACUUGGUCGCCGGUCGUCUGAUAUACAAGUUUUGGUCGCUGGUUCGUGGUAUAGCGCCUUUGGACAUCAAGGAGGAUACGUCACAGGCUCAGCUCAAGUGGUAGAAAACCUGACUUGGGAUGCCAGGGCAUUCUUCUUUUCAACUCCGCCAAUGCCUUUGCAAACAGCCAUGUCUGACAAAGCCUUGCAGAUGUUAGCAGAAGGCCAAUUGUAA